Notothenia coriiceps (black rockcod) is the source of this 879-nucleotide messenger RNA. RefSeq lists its product as uncharacterized. The record is from RefSeq and is a predicted model, not a curated record. The transcript has 4 exons. NCBI's taxonomy places the organism in Eukaryota, Metazoa, Chordata, Actinopteri, Perciformes, Nototheniidae. Bases 1 to 879 code for a protein of 292 amino acids.
AUGGAGAUCUACCCCGGUAAAAACAGAACCAGCGCCGUAGGAUCCUCCCUCCCAGGUGAGGGAGGAUCUAAUCUAACUGGUUUCUUCCUGCAGGUGAGGGAGCACAGCUACAGGACUCAGCAGGAGCUUCAGCUGCACCUGGAGUUCAGUCUGAAGCCGAGCAGAAGCGUUGAGCCGCUGCACCGCCAGCUGCUCCACCAGCAGCAGCUUCUCUCACAGCUCAGCAGGUCUGAGAGCGUCCUGCAGAGGCUGGGCAGCUUCUCUGCUCUCAUCAACACCAUCACCGUGCAGAGCAUCGUCUCUCUCAUCACUCAGGACCUCACUCAGUUCACCAGCCGGGUCCUGAAGAGAGGUGGACGUGAGGGCUGUUUGUUCCACACUGAGCUGAGUCUCAGGGAUGAUCAGCUGACGGUGGACCCCCCCACACAUCUGCUGCAGGAAGCUGUGAGCGGAGCCAUACUGACUGUACAAGACUCUGUAAUACAGAUGUGUGAUUCUUGUGGACUCUUCCUGGAGAUCAGCAACACUUCUGAUGUCUCUCAGGAUUCACCCUCUGACCUCACAUGUAUUGAGCAUCUUAUCACAGGGGAGGAUACCAGCGGUGAAGAGUGCUGCUCCUGGAGGUUGCACAGAGAAGCGUCCUCUCGCUGGCUGCAGCUGCAGAAGCGAACCUCUCUGCUGCUGCAGGGCCGCCGGCUGCACGGCUGCUUCCCCCCCCUCACCCAGAGCCAGCUGCAGCAGCAGAUCCACAUCCACAUCCUCACAACACAAGCUGAGGAGGAGCAGGCCGGCGUCAUGCAGGCAAGACAUUCUACUUUAAUACUGACAAAAUGUCUUUCAUGUCAGAAAUGUCAGAAGAGGUGGUGUCCAGCCUCUUGA